This is a messenger RNA of Danio rerio (zebrafish), 3051 nucleotides long. The record is from RefSeq and is a predicted model, not a curated record. Lineage: Eukaryota; Metazoa; Chordata; Actinopteri; Cypriniformes; Danionidae.
GACACUGAAAAUGAGAAAGACAACAUUUUCUACUGCAUUUUUUUCAGGGUUUUAUGGCCUUUUUUAUGUUUUAGCGUACAGGUCAAGGGAUUUUUCAGGCAUCACGACACACAUUUUUAAUGUUGGCCAUUUUUUCAUACAUCUAAAUGUGCCCUGCUUUUUCCUAAGCAAAAAUAUUGAAUAUCAUACAUUUUAACCAACAUUUACAGAACAUUCCUUCUGUUAUUCUGUGUAACAAUAGUUUUGUCCAAAACAGGCAUAUUUAUGACAAAAUCUAUUUAAAAACAUGUUUAGAAAGAUUAUAAUGCAGCUAAUUUACAUCUUUAGACUUUGCUACUAUACUACAAGUAGGUUUUACCUAUUUGCCAGCCCAAACUUGAAAACAUUAAAGAUUGUAAAAAUAUUAUCAUCACUUAUGUAAGUACAGCUAUAAAUAAAUUUAAUAUUUACAUAAAUGUAUUGUUUCAGGAAAUAGAACAUUGACAGAACCUUAUUUCACCCAUAUUUCCACAUUUUUUUCCACAAAAUCUAUAGCAUUAGAAAUCUACUGCAUUUAAUGUGCUGUCAGCUCAUGGAAAAUCCAUUAUUGUCAAUUGAAUUUGACGAAUUGACACCAUAACAUUGCACACUAGUGCAUUUACACACUCAGGUUUUUUAAAAAGCAAAAGGUUGUGCAUGUCUCCGCUCCAUUUGACCUCUUCUGCAACCUCCUUCCAUAUCUGUUAAUCGCAUAUCAAUAACACACUUGGGUUCUACCAAUAUCUUCACUCCUUACAAUAAAAGCAUCCAAAAAAUCCAUGAAUGCAAAAUGUCAGUAGAACUCAAAUCUGACAAGGUCAUGCCAGCAUGACUUCCACCAACUAUCCAGUUACCAAAAGCACCGAAGCUUGAUUUCUUUUUCAAGGGUAAAUGAGGACAAAUCAGGGGAGUGGUCGCAUCCCAGUGGACCAGAACAAUACCACAUUGAUCAGAACGCAUUGAUUUCCUGCUGUUUCAUUUCGAUCACUGCAGGAAUGUAUAGCGGGAGUAACAUGCACACACUCCCUCUCAGCCAGGAUAGAAGUUAGUGCACGCAGCGCUAAAGCCACCCAAUCAGCUGCUUGUUACGGGACGCUGAGAUCUCCACAAAAAGCCACGCGUGAUUCCUAUAAAUCACAGACGGAGCCAUCUGAGACGUUUUUGGAGUCAGCUGACCUCUGGGUGGCUGUUGCAGCUGUGUCAGCACAUAUGCAAAUGCGCCUGUGUACUGGGGAAUUUGGCAGUGGAGAGGUACUGCGGCAGCUCAGGGCUCAGCAGGCAUGGAGCCUCUCAGCCCGCAGGUGCUGGUGGUUGUAGCAGGAAGUUUCCUGAGCUUCCAGUGGCUCUUCCACAGAGUAAGCCCUUGGGUGUUUCAGCACCUCUGCGGAGGCUUUCUCAGGCUCAGCCCUACACAAAAGACAGAGUGGAACUCCAGGGCCGUCUCUACAGUGCACGCCUUGGUUGUGGGACUUUUCUGCCUUUACAUAUACAUCUUUGACGAAUCUAUCCAAAAAGAUCCUGUCUGGGGAGACGCCACACUGGUGAAACUAAAUGUGGCCGUUACCUCAGGCUAUCUCAUGUCAGAUCUCCUGCUCAUGUUCACUUCAUGGGAGUCAAUUGGAGAGAAAUACUUUGUCAUUCAUCAUUUCGCUGCCCUCUAUGCUUACUAUUAUGUGCUGAGUCAAGGGAUUUUGCCUUACUUUGCAAAUUUUCGGCUGCUAUCAGAAUUUUCCACCCCUUUUGUGAACCAGCGUUGGUUUUUUCACAUGUUGGGCUACCACAAACUUUCCAAACCGAGUCUGCUUAAUGGUGUCGCAAUGGCGUUCACCUUCUUCUUGGUGAGGAUCGCUGUCAUUCCAGGCUACUACAGCCAUAUGUACUCGGUUUUCGGCACAGAUGACUUCUACCGGUUACCUAUUGGUGCCCGCUGUGCCUGGGUCAUUUCCAGCGUGUCCUUGGAUGUCAUGAACAUUAUGUGGAUGCGCAGAAUCAUCCGUGGAUGUCUGAAAGUCCUUCGCUCUGCCUGGACACGACCAGCAGGAACUGACAUGGAAACCAGAAAGAAAGACUGACAUGGAGUAAAAGACAGAAACAACACAUCAGCACACAAACCGUCCAUCUUGUCCAUCAUGAUGCUGGAGUGCAAUUGUCAUAUGCGUUACUCCAGCUGCUGUACUUUUGAGUUUUUAAACCGACCAAUCAACUGCGUGGAAAGUCAUUGAGUUAAUAAUGACUUAUAUGAUGUCAUCUUCAAAUCAGUCAGUCACAGUUUUUAAGAAAUCAGGUGAUUAGGAGGCAUGAGACUGAUCACAAUGUACAAUCAGGACAUGAGUUGUGGUUGCACUAUUUAUUAUUAAGCUGCUAUUAAGAUCAACCAACUUGCCUUUAUGAAUGCAAUCAACAAAGCAACAGCACAUCUUAAAGUUCACAAAGAUGCACAGCGUGUGCCUGUAGACCAUGAUAGAUGAUUUUUGACUACAAUAAGGAUAGGGUUAUGCAAACUGAGAAGUGUAAUGGCACAGCAGAAAUGUGGUUUAAGCAUAUAUAGGUGAAAGAUCCUGUAGGACAGGAUAUUGUACUCAAGAAACUAUGCAUGUCUACAAUUACUGUAUAUACGGAGAAGACUAUAGUAUAAUUAGGGAGUAUUAUGUCUGGAAUACAAACAUAUCAGAUGACACAGAGUUAUAUGUGUUUCUGAAAAUCUAUAACUUAAUGGCAGAGCCGUGUGUAAGCUUUUGCUUGUAUAGUACUUGCUAUGUGUGGUUUGAUGGUUGGUUUUGGAAUAAUGACAAUAAUUACAGUAUUUAAGCUUCAGUGGGGUAAGGCAUUUCAGGUUAUUUAUCAUUAUAUACUUCACUGUUAUGGAAUUAAGCAAUGAUAUGAAUGUUGACAAAGGUGUAUAUGAGCUAUUGAAUGAAUUUCUACAAAUACUGUGAUGUUGAAACUGCUCAUGUUAAUGGAGUCGUCGUGUGUUUCUGUGGUGUGGCAAUGUUUUAAUCUACAAUAAAACAAUUUUAAUUAAAGUUGGUGUUU